AUGGCAUAUAUGAAGUUAGGGCUAAAGACGACUCAGCGGACUUCACGGAAGCGUUGUACACGCUGCCGUUUGCUAGGGCACAACUGGGCAACGUGUCACGGUCCGAUACCGGAGCUGUGUAUGCAUACAAGGAGCAACAAGAAAUCUGACUUGCGUAUACUAGGAAACAAGGAGCUAGCACAAUUUGAACGAGAAAACCGGAGAGCAAGAACCCAGGCUAACCCUAUGGCUGACGGAGGAGAUACAGGGGCUAAUCCGCCCAACCCUCAGCUGGGUAUCGUCCAACAACAGCAGAGGCAGAACAAGCCAGAGCAAGCUCCUCCCGCUCCUACAAGGCAAGACUAUGAGAUUAAGCAUAGUCUAAUCAAUCUGGUUCAGAACCGCGUGUUCCACGGGCUACCAUUGGAGAGUCCUCUAGAUCACAUUGAGGCUUUUGAGAGGCUGACCAGUACGAUGAGGUCCAAUGGUGUACCCUAUGACUAUCUAAUGCUGACUCUGUUCCAAUUCUCUUUAGCGGAUAAGGCAAUUAGAUGGCUAAACCUGUUGGAUGCUGGAUCACUCACCACUUGGGCACAAUGUAGAGCAGCUUUCCUGAAUCACUUCUACACCAAGUCACGCUCAGCCAAACUGCAAAGCAAAAUUACUACAUUCUCACAAGGAGGCAUGGAGUCAUUUUGUGAAGCAUGGGAAAGGUUCAAGGAGUAUCUUCGAGACUGUCCUCACCAUGGUUACACACAAGAAAAUAUGACGAACAUCUUCUAUGGGGGCAUCGAACAGAAGUACCAGAUGGCUUUAAACACGGCCAGCAAAGGAGAUUUCUCCAGCAACACCGCAAACGAAGCGAAUGCACUGAUAAAGAACCUUGGAGCCAGCAACAGCAAUCACGACACAGACUAUGACCGUACGGUUAGGGUAAAUUCUGUUGAGACUGAUGCUAUUAAGGAUCUCAGAGCCAGGGUAAAUCUCCUACUGAAAAGGGAUAACCAAAGUGUCAACUUGUGCGAGGAACAAGCUGGGGGAUAUGCAGACUUAGGAGCUGAGACAUACCAAGAGGGUACGGAGGAAGUGAACAAUAUGGGAGGACAAGGGAACUUUCAAAAUCGAGGUUUUUACGAGAAUUUUAGGAAUCAUCUAAUCUGUCCUAUAGGAGCAACAAUGUCGAGAACCCCCAGGAUCAGGUCUAUCCACCGCGACCUCAGCAGAGCAACUUUGCAUAGGGCUUCCAGAACAAGGAAGAAAAACACCACUGAGGUGAAUGUCAAGAUCGACAGCAUGUAUUCUGAGCUGAAUGGGAGAAUCAAAUCAUUAAAUUCUCACAUAAGAGUGCUGGAAAACCAGGUGGCACAAUCAGCAGCUAGAGUCAAAGCACCUCCAGGGACACUUGCAGGGAAGAACAAGGCUAAUCCAAAGGAAUAUGUGAAUGUCAUCACCCUUCGAAGCGGAAAAAACCCCGAUGAAGUUCUUAACAACACUUCUGAUGACGUUGUUAUACCUGGUACAACAAUUCCUGAAGGAGAGAAACCCAGCGGAUCCCAAAAACCCUAUGCACCCAGACUGCCUUUCCCUACUCGCCGCAAGACCAAGAUUCAGGACCGAGAAUAUGAGAAGCUGAAAUCAGUGGUAGGAGAGCUUCAGGUUAGACUCCCUUUCAUCGAAGCAGUAAAGAUGGUUCCAUCUCUCAAGAAGUAUAUGAAAGAGAUCCUCACUGACAAGCUCAGUCUGGAGAAGGAAGUGAUGUACCUCACACAAGAGUGCAGUUCUAUGCUCCAAAAUUGA
This is a messenger RNA of Camelina sativa (false flax), 1776 nucleotides long. The record is from RefSeq and is a predicted model, not a curated record. Lineage: Eukaryota; Viridiplantae; Streptophyta; Magnoliopsida; Brassicales; Brassicaceae.